Acyrthosiphon pisum (pea aphid) is the source of this 1483-nucleotide messenger RNA. Its product is annotated as papain inhibitor. The transcript is spliced from 2 exons. The record is from RefSeq and is a predicted model, not a curated record. Bases 435 to 971 code for a protein of 178 amino acids. NCBI's taxonomy places the organism in Eukaryota, Metazoa, Arthropoda, Insecta, Hemiptera, Aphididae.
AUUUAAUGUAUAUAAUUCUAAAAUAUACAGUUAAGAUAAAAUGUAUACCUAAUGACCUUGCUGAGAUGAUAGGCGGUACCUAUCUAAAAUAACCUGCAGUGGAAGGACGGCUGUGGCACAAAAUUGUAAUGAUUAUAGUCUGUUAACACUCGUUAUACCUAUACUUUAAUAUGAACGUACAUUUUAUACCCUCAUAUCCAUAUGAUAUUAACUAAUAAGUAAAAAGUAAUCAGAAAUUAUAAUAUGCGCAUAAUUAUAUAAUAUUAUAUUAUUCAGUAUACGUGACAGUGGUGAUACGCCUACACCUACCACUUACGACCUAUAUAUAGAAUAUAUAAAUAGUUGAAAAUACCUAGUCCAGAAAUAGACAUUUUCGGAUUCCAAAUUUCACGACAUCACAGCGGUAUAAAAAGUACGCUUUAUAGUAAGACAAUAUGAGCCGCGGAUUCGUUUUUUCACCGUCGGUGGUCGUUAUUCUCGUGCUGUCUGCCUCCGUACAUUACGCAUGCGGAGAUUGCUGGGACACCGGUUGUCAACCAGAUUCGUGGCUGGUCAAGGGUUGCGAUGAGUACGGCAUGAAGGAGAUAAAGCGCACACCAUGCGGCGGUGGCAACGUCUACUCAUGCUGUCACCAAUACAAUUCGGUUGAUCCAUCGUUGCAACUAAACAAAAUCGGAGACCUCACCUAUUACGAGUUGGGGUUGACGGCGUGCGGCCAAGUGUACACCAACGAAGACAUGGUUGCGGCGAUAGCGUUCGGUCAUUUCACCACGCCAAAUCCCAAUUUAGAUCCCAUGUGCGGAAAACGGGUGAAAAUAGUCGACCCCGGUACGUCAAAAUCGAUCAUUGUGACGGUGAGGGACAAAUGCGAAGGCUGCAAGAUGAAUGAUAUUGAUGUGUCUCCGUCUGCGUUUGAAAAAUUUAAACCGAAAAUUGUUGGCAGAUUCAAAGUAUAUUGGGAUUUCGUUUGAUAGAUAAGCGUAUUAUGCUGUCAUGUCGUAAUUAUGGUAUAAUCGUUUGGAUUACACACAGUUUAUAUAUAUAUAUAUUUUAUAACCUGAAGUACCUCACUGAAGGCGACUUCUUCACUCACGCUAUAUAAAGCAUCCAUUAUGCUUAUUGUAUCAUUUUUGUAUCAUUGUGCAUAAAUUGUAUAAUUUUCUAAAUCAAAAAUAAAAAUAACAUGUACAUUUUACAAGUGCGCGGUGUACUGCAGUACAAUUUACCUAUACAUAUCUGAUAUCUACUAUUAUAGGUAGUAUGUUGUAUGUGUAUACUAUUAUAUGUGCAAUGUACCUGUAAUAAUACCUACCUGAUUAUUGUUGUAUUGCAUUGUAGUAUGCAAUAAUUAAAUUUUAAAAUAUUAAUUAUAAAUAUAUUAUUAUAUAUGUAUAAUAGGUAUUAUAAUAUUUUGGUGUUUCUUAUAAUUGUCCUUUAUAUCCUUUUUCGUUUAAUAAAAUUACAACUUGUGAAUUUCUUAACA